This is a messenger RNA of Apis florea (little honeybee), 756 nucleotides long. RefSeq lists its product as uncharacterized. The record is from RefSeq and is a predicted model, not a curated record. Lineage: Eukaryota; Metazoa; Arthropoda; Insecta; Hymenoptera; Apidae.
UAGAAAAAAAAGAAAGAAAAAAAAGAAAAGAAAAAAAAUAGGUUCGUAUGGGGGGACGUCGCAGGUCCGAAGAUCACGAACCGGCGCAUAUGGAGAGGCCGUGAAGCGGAUGAGGGGUCAGAGUACUUCCUACACGCGGUGCCUAUGGGGUACACCCAUACGUGUACGCGAUUACGUGGGCAACGACGACGUGUGGGACAUCAUAGAACGUGGCCACGAGGCAACGCACCACCUGUUGAAUCUCUCGAGAGGGUCACAGAGGGAAUACGCGCUUGACUGCGAGACAGUUACUAUAUCGUUUCGCCGGGGAACGAGGAGUGAUUCAUCGUUCGGGAGGGAACGUUGGCCAGGAAAUGUGGAGUGUUUGCGGAGGAUUAUGCCGACCUACGCCGAACCUACUAUUUUAAUUUGCUGCGUGGACAAUGGUGUUAAUGCCACAACGAAGUGCGCAGCAGAGAAAGGGUACGUAGAGGAGUAUGUAGAUUCAGGACAAUGCGGUCCUAUUAACGAGAUCAAACGAUACAAGGAGACGACCGCCGUGGUCCGGUACUGCGCUCCCGCCAACCAGGGAUGCACGUUCUUACACUGUUCUUUCUUCGCGCUACUUUCUCGAAUAAUAGCCCGAGAACUACCUGAAAAUCCCCUCGAAUCAAUUAUCUGUAACGAAAAAACGCAAAAAAGGAAAAUCUCGAAAUUCAAAGAUCAUCCUUCUUCUCAUCCACAAUGCUAAGAACAAAGCAUUGUAUAAUUCAAUUU